Messenger RNA from Cydia fagiglandana, 962 nucleotides. RefSeq lists its product as uncharacterized. The record is from RefSeq and is a predicted model, not a curated record. The coding region runs from base 281 to 940 and encodes 219 amino acids. NCBI's taxonomy places the organism in Eukaryota, Metazoa, Arthropoda, Insecta, Lepidoptera, Tortricidae. The transcript is spliced from 2 exons.
UAGUCAAACCAAUUUGUCAGUCAGUAAGAACCAGGAAAACUAUACUCAUCCUUUUCUUUUGGGUGCUAGUACUAGUGUAAGACAAAGAUAAUAUGAUUCUCUCUGUCUAUGUUUGAAAUGAGACAGUCAUUUGACAAACUAUAACAGAUUUCUACAGGUUAUUGAAGAACCUCCUUCUACACUUUGCCGGUAUUCUGUCAUCUGAGAGAAAAUUAUCAAACCCAAAAUUUAAUCAUGAGAUAGAUGUGAGAUAGUGGGCAGAGAGGUUACCACUCUCGCCAUGAGAUUCGGCAAUGGAGACCUCACGAGUGAAAAGACGCAAGGCAAGGAUGAAAUCGCGAUCAACGCCUCCAUAGCCCACAUCGUGUUGAGCUGCGUUGCCGGACAAGGAAUAAGUCACUGGAAUGAGAUAAACUUUAUCCAACCUGGAAUGCAUGGAAACCUAUUCCUGUUUGGAAUUUGUGGAUACCUUCUGCACCAAAGCGCAAGAUUUAAAAUCAAUAUGGGCCCAGUGUAUAAUUUCAGCACAAGAGCUACGCGCUAUCUUCCUAUUCCAUGCAUGAUGGCCGACCUCUAUAAAGGUAACCAUCUUUUCGCGGGCCUACAUUUGAUGUCGGGCUUAGUUCCCUUUUCAUUGUCAAUGAUGGGCACUAGUUUUGACAGCGCACAAAUCGGGAAUUUAGUUAUAGCUGGCAACAUUAUCUCUCUAGGACAUUAUUCUUUGGAAAACAAUAUGGAGUGGGGAUUUUAUACGGCUGCCGCCGCGGUUUUUACUUAUUAUUUGUGCCCCCAAUCGGGUCCUAAGAUCAUAUAUCCUUUUGGCUUGGCACUGAUGGAGUAUUGCGCUUAUAGGGCGUCUAAAAUUAAAUUAGAACGUAAGAAGAUGAUUUUGAAUUUUAUCGUAGCCGUGUUGCUUAUCAUUGAUCCUUGCGGCUGCUGAUUGUAGAGAAAACCAGCCCUCU